Molecule: messenger RNA, 1292 nt
Organism: Monopterus albus (swamp eel)
Lineage: Eukaryota; Metazoa; Chordata; Actinopteri; Synbranchiformes; Synbranchidae
Product: gastrula zinc finger protein XlCGF49.1-like
Exons: 1
Biological process (GO): regulation of transcription by RNA polymerase II
Cellular component (GO): nucleus
Molecular function (GO): DNA-binding transcription factor activity, RNA polymerase II-specific; RNA polymerase II transcription regulatory region sequence-specific DNA binding
Source: RefSeq, a predicted model, not a curated record
UGUGACACUUGUGGGAAAGAUUUUAAGUGUAAGUCGCUAUUGAACCGACAUUUGAGGAGCCACACAGGUGAGAAGCCAUAUUCUUGUGAAACAUGUGGGAAGAGUUUCAUACGAAGAGGUAGCUUGAGUGUCCACAUGAAAAUUCACAUAGGCGAGAAGCCAUAUUCUUGUAAAAUGUGCCGGAAGAGUUUCACACGGAGAGAUAACAUGCGUACCCACAUGAAAAUCCACACAGGUGAGAAGCCAUAUAUUUGCAAAACAUGUGGGAAGAGUUUCAGACAGAGAGGUGGCUUGCAGCUCCACAUGAGAAUCCACACAGGUGAGAGACCAUUUGUUUGCAACAUUUGUGGCAAAGGAUUCAAGCAAAGCUCAAACUUUACUGCUCAUUUAAGAAUCCACACAGGUGAGAGGCCAUUUGUUUGCAACACCUGUGGGAAAGGAUUCAGGCGGAAGUCAGAAUUGACCAUUCAUUUAAGAAUCCACACAGGUGAGAAGCCAUAUUCCUGCAUUGACUGUAAGAAAAGGUUCCGUACAACAUCACAGUUGAAAAGACAUAAAAGAAUUCAUACAGGUUAGUGUUCUUGCAAAACAUGGGGGAGCUUUCAGACGUAGUACUGAUAUUCCAUAAAAUGAAAGAUUUAUUGUGAGUUAUUAACAGCUGUUGUCUGAGGGUUGGAUGAGAAUUUCUGGAGGCCUCUUAAGCCGAGCAGAUGCUGUACGACCUUUAUUGAUCGUAUACGAUGUGUGUGUUCACUCUGGAUGUUUAAACAGAACUCUGGAGUGGAUGUGUUCAUUGAGAAGUCCAGUAAAGUUUACGUCAACCAAAAGAAAAGCAUUACUUUAGCCACUAUACUUUGUACAGCUGAUGAACAGCAGUAAUCUGCUGUCACUAUUUUUCUUGCUGCUGCAGAUCAUGAUACAGCUUUGUGGUGCUGCCACAGCUCAUUUAACCUCGUCCAUAUACAGUAUAUAAAUAUAUGUGGCCUAUGGCCUUGUUUCAGUUGAUUGUGUCCACAAAAUAUGAUCUAAUUUGGGCCAUGUUGUUAUGUAGUCUUUGUACUCACUCUAGUGUACUGAACUAACUUCAGACUGUGGACCUGCAAGACAGCUGACAAAAUUUCUGACAUGCCAGAAAUCCAUCCCAUCCAUGGAGAGCUAGGUCGUUGGUCGUUCGGGUAAUUAAUCUGGUGCCAGGACCCUGCUCAUACUGUACGUCCGGGGUGUCAAACUCAAUCGCACAGGAGGCCAAAACUCAAAGCACACUUUAGGUCGCGGGCCGAACAGGAUAAAAA